Molecule: messenger RNA, 315 nt
Organism: Blumeria graminis f. sp. triticale
Lineage: Eukaryota; Fungi; Ascomycota; Leotiomycetes; Helotiales; Erysiphaceae
Source: the annotation of a GenBank genome assembly
AUGACUGUCCACGACAUCUCGAGUCUCAAUGAAUUCCGCGAAAUCUCCAAAAACCACAAAAAGAUCAUCCUUCAGUUCGCCCCAAGUAUGCUUAGGCCCAGUGACUACGUUUCGCCAGUCUUUGAUAUGCUAUCUGAUGAAGAUACAGAUAUUUACUUUGUGAGGGCCGAUGCCGACCGAGCAGAUGACUUGGCAACUGAAUUCAAGGUCAAAGCGAUGCCGACGUUCUGCUACAUCAAAGACGGCAUUAUUAGGAAAGAAAUAGUCGGAGCGAUUUCAGCUCGCAUAGAUGACCUUCUCGCGGUCUACUCAUGA